This is a messenger RNA of Phalaenopsis equestris, 396 nucleotides long. Its product is annotated as RHOMBOID-like protein 2. The transcript has 2 exons. Gene Ontology annotation, molecular function: serine-type endopeptidase activity. NCBI's taxonomy places the organism in Eukaryota, Viridiplantae, Streptophyta, Magnoliopsida, Asparagales, Orchidaceae. The annotation marks the transcript as partial. Gene Ontology annotation, cellular component: membrane. The record is from RefSeq and is a predicted model, not a curated record. Gene Ontology annotation, biological process: proteolysis.
GGGAGGGAGAAGAGAGCGGAGGAGAUGGUGCUGCCGCCGUACUUCUACAAUGUGCCGGAGAUGGAGGAGAGAAAAUGGAGGGCGUGGUUUGUGCCUUUGAUUGUGUUUUGCAAUGUGAUGGUGAUGAUGGUGGAGAUGUUUGUUAAUAAGUGUCCUGUUCAUGGUGGGGGAAGAAGAAGCUGUGUUGCUGGAUUUCUAGGGCGGUUUUCUUUCCAGCCUAUUAGAGAAAAUCCUCUGCUUGGACCUUCAUCACUCACAUUGGAGAAAGUUGGAGCUCUUCAAUGGGAAAAAAUAGUGCAUCAGCAUCAAUGGUGGAGGCUGCUUGUUUCCAUGUGGUUGCAUGCUGGCCUCAUUCAUUUGCUUGUAGACAUAUUAAGUCUGAUAUUCAUUGGCAUU